Perca fluviatilis (European perch) is the source of this 2279-nucleotide messenger RNA. RefSeq names its product orthodenticle homeobox 2b (gene otx2b). Gene Ontology annotation, molecular function: RNA polymerase II cis-regulatory region sequence-specific DNA binding; DNA-binding transcription factor activity, RNA polymerase II-specific. Gene Ontology annotation, cellular component: nucleus. The transcript has 4 exons. Bases 474 to 1346 code for a protein of 290 amino acids. Gene Ontology annotation, biological process: multicellular organism development; regulation of transcription by RNA polymerase II. Lineage: Eukaryota; Metazoa; Chordata; Actinopteri; Perciformes; Percidae. The record is from RefSeq and is a predicted model, not a curated record.
AAGAGACUGAGACAGAGACAGACCUCAGCUCAGUCCUGCGGCUCCCAUUGGCUGGCAGUUUGUACAAAAUCCAACUCGAACCACUUCACUCACAACACACCAACAAAUGCUAAAGGCGUACAUGCAGCCUCCUCCAUCACUCCGCUGCUGUCGCACCGCUUCUAAACCUGAUGCACGCGCUCCACGUUUAACUUUUAUCCGCGCUGUUGUUCUGCAACUGAAGAAGACGGCUACUUCUUCUUCUGCUGCUUGGGUUUGUGGGGGUUUUAUGCGCCAGGACGCUGUUCAUCUGCACUGAGUUUUAUUAUUUCUCCUGGAGGAAACCAAGUAGACAAAGAACUUUACUGUCGUCGAUACCAGGGUGCCCGGUGUAACACGGACCACACGGCGAACAGAGGACACCAAGUACAUAACGGGAGCUCCAUCAAUUUUUCAAAAUUUUCUCCAACUUCAGCCCUCAGACCAACAUUAGCAUGAUGUCGUAUUUAAAGCAACCACCUUACACAGUCAAUGGCCUCAGCUUAACUACUUCCGGAAUGGACCUUUUGCAUCCAUCAGUGGGCUAUCCAGCAACGCCACGGAAGCAAAGGCGAGAGAGGACUACUUUUACGCGCGCACAGCUCGACGUUUUGGAGGCAUUGUUCGCCAAAACUCGCUACCCGGACAUAUUCAUGCGCGAAGAGGUGGCGCUGAAAAUCAAUCUACCUGAAUCCCGAGUACAGGUCUGGUUUAAGAACCGGCGGGCAAAAUGUCGCCAGCAGCAGCAGCAGCAGCAGAAUGGGGGGCAGAACAAGGUGCGACCUGCCAAAAAGAAAAGUUCCCCAACCAGAGAAGUGAGCUCAGAGAGCGGGGCCAGUGGCCAGUUCACGCCCCCCACCAGCACCACCACAGUCCCCGCCAUCUCCACCACCACCGCACCAGUGUCCAUCUGGAGCCCUGCGUCCAUCUCUCCGCUCUCAGACCCCCUGUCUACCUCCUCCUCCUGCAUGCAGAGGUCUUAUCCCAUGACUUACAGCCAGGCCUCGGGCUACAGCCAGAGCUACGCCGGCUCGACGUCCUACUUCGGCGGCAUGGACUGCGGCUCUUACCUCACUCCCAUGCACCACCAGUUGUCAGGCCCUGGCUCAACUCUCAGUCCGAUGAGCACAAACGCGGUCACAAGCCAUCUGAACCAGUCCCCGGCGUCCCUCUCCACCCAGGGCUACGGGACGUCCGGCCUGGGCUUCAACUCCACAGCAGACUGCUUGGAUUAUAAGGACCAAGCGGCGUCGUGGAAGCUGAACUUCAAUGCCGAUUGCUUGGAUUAUAAGGAUCAAACUUCCUCGUGGAAAUUCCAGGUCCUGUGAACAGAGCAAUCAGCUGUCAAAAAGUGCACAAACAGUGACGAUCACAUCAGACACGGCGCUGCCAUCCCUCAAUAAAACACAUCGGACUGGUUAAAAUGUCAGCCGGGCACGGCGAGGCAGGGCUCUCAGGGGUCUCGAGUUUUUUGGCAUGAUGGUCUUUGGUCCUCCUAAAGGAGAAGUUUAAUUUAUUUUAGCACUGGCAGUUUUUCCCCCGUUCAUUCACAGGUUGUAGCCCCUCAUCCAUGUAUGUCAGUGUGUGCCUCUAUGCGUAAAGAACACCUGUUGAGGGCAACAAAGAGUGCACUCUGAAAGAAAACAGCCACGGAACUAAUGUUUAUCCAAGAACAGAACUCACGUUAAUUCUCCUGGUGAAGUGCUCGGGCUGGACAGACCUCCUUUAAGCUUCCUACACAACUUUGCCGACCUGCUGGCAGAGACAUGGGGAUGGUGUGUGGACAUGGAUGCACUACUUUAUUUAAGAAAAAAAGUGUUUAUAAGGAAUCAAUAUGUAGUUUCUAAGAGACAAUCAGUGUGUGUCUUAUAUAAAUGGUACAUAUGUGUUUUUUUUUUUUUUUUUAUCUGUGCUAGCCUUCGAAACUGUGAUCUGUUGUAUUGUAUGCAAUUUGUGAGCCCCCCUCGCAUCAGACUCUCUGCUGUGAUUUUAAUAGAUUUCUAACUUUUUUUGAACAACGAAAGAUGGUUUAAUGGCCGGCAUUACAAAGAGAGACAAGACUUUCCAAGCACAUGGUAGUAAUAAUUAAGAGUUAGCCAUACUGGAAAUGACUCUCGGCUGCUGAGAGCUCCACACUUGCUCCCCCCAUUGAUCUCAACACACGGUGAUUGUGGAUCCUUUACUGGCUCCAAAGAUGGUGUGACCUCACCGCUGAAAAGACAUGAAUAAAGGUCCUGUGAGCUUACUCUUUCAUCAAGAAA